AUGGUCCUGAAGCCUUAUGAUAAAAGUGAAAUCGAUAAUGAACGAUUAUUAUCAGUUGCGUCCUGUAUAAUUAGAGAUCGUCUUUAUUUCCUGUCUUGCAAAACUCCACCAAGAAGUAAUUCUUCCAUUCACUUCUUUUCCAUUGAUGAAGAAUUAUGCUAUGAAAAUUUUUAUGCAGAUUUCGGUCCACUGAGUCUUGGUCAACUAUACAAAUACUGUAAUAAACUGAACAAAAAGCUCAAGUCUGGUAGUUUAAAAGAAAAGAAAAUUGCACACUUUACAUCACAUGACUCACGUAAACGAGCGAAUGCUGCAUUUCUCAUUGGAAGUUAUCAGAUCAUAUAUUUGGGACGCACACCAGAAGAAGCGUAUAAAAAUUUAACUUUAAAUGAUAAUCGACCAUUUCUCCCUUUUCGAGAUGCCUCUUUUGGUGCAUCUACUUAUCACUUAACAUUGUUGGAUUGUUUAUUUGCUGUCAAUAAAGCUUUACUUAAUAAAUUUCUCGACUUUGAUACAUUUGAUUUGCAAGAAUAUGAACAUUUUGAGAAAGUAGAAAAUGGUGAUCUCUCUUGGAUAAUACCGAAUAAAUUCCUUGCGUUUUGUGGACCACAUUCACAAACGAAGAUAGAAAAUGGUUAUCCUCUACAUUCACCAGAAGCUUACUUUCCAUAUUUCCGUAAAAGAAAUGUAACCACUAUAAUUAGGUUGAAUAAAAAAGUUUACGAUGCUAAACGUUUCACCAAUGCUGGCUUCGCUCAUUAUGAUUUAUUUUUUACUGAUGGGAGUUGUCCAUCUGAUCAUAUAAUGAAUCGAUUUUUAGAAAUAUGCGAAAAUGUUACGGGAGCAAUUGCUGUACAUUGUAAAGCUGGUUUAGGUCGUACUGGUACACUGAUUGGAUGUUAUUUAAUGAAACAUUAUAAACUUACUUCACGGGAAGUGAUAGGUUGGAUUCGUAUCUGUCGUCCUGGUUCGAUUAUUGGACCACAACAACAUUGGUUAGAUUUAAAACAACCAAUUUGUUGGCAAUUUGGUGAAAUUUACAGAGAAAAUCAGCGUCAAUUAACAACAACACAUUUAGCAGAAUCAUCCAUGAGUAGUGAUGAAGAUUUCAACGUAGCAGAAACAGUAAAAUUACAAAAUACUGUAAAGAAAAAUGAUUUAUUAACGUAUAGAUCUUCAGAAAAUGGAUUAUUAGUUAAGAAUGGUAGAAUCUGUAAAUCUGUUACUCCAGUACCAUUGGUUAGGUCAAAUUAUAAUUCAAAUGAUCUUGGCAUUAAAAAUGUUUGCACUAUUCCACCUAUUUUAUCUCCCGAAAUUUUGUUUUCAAACAGUCUUGUUCAAAACCAACAUAAAAGAUGUUUGAGUAAUAACAAUAAUAAUAAUAAUAUGAAUAUGAAUAAAAACGUCAAAUCGAAUAUCGGCAAUGCAAGAAAAACAACAACAAUAACAACCACUACUACUAAUAACAUUAAUAAUAAUAGUAUCUGUUCUCUUGGAAUUAGUACUGAUAAUACUGGCAGUAGUAAUGAUAGUAAUAAUGAUAAUAGUGGUAUUAGUGAUAGUAAUAGUAACAGUCUUAGUAUUAGUAGUAAUAGUAGUAGUAGUGCAUCUAUCACCGAGACUCUCACUAAUUCUCCACGAUGUUACAAUAUAACUGUUAAAAAUAUUAAUUUAUCACAAUUAUCUAAUGACCAAUCAAAAAAUGCAUCAAAAUUAAAAAACAAUAAAUCUUUAUCAAAAACCAAUUCAGAUAUUUCAUCGAAAUGUUUUGAUCGCGAAGUGAUUAUUAAUCCAAACUUAAUUAAUGUACAAAAAUCAAAGAAAUUAUCUAAAUUAAAUUCAAAAUCACGUAUUAGUCAAGGUGAUCAGUUGAAUAGAAUAAAAGCAAUGAGACGUCCAAUGCAACAGCGUGUAUCAGAUUCCCAAAAACGCAGUAAUAUAAAAUUAACAAACAGUAAUAGUAAUUUGAAUCGUACCUUCAAUCGUGCGGCAAGUACUCCAACUGAUAUACAUGAUUUGGAUCGUGGUUCUGUUUCAUGUACAUCAUCCAUGACAAAUAUUCAAGAUCAAUUGCCUGGAUCUACAUUAACCUAUUCAUCUAGUCCUGACAACUUUAAUAAUACUAAUUCGUUAUGCUCAAACACUAAGAAUAAAAAAAGUGGAAAUAUGUCUCCUAUAUAUUCGGGUAAUAAUGAUUCAAGAACUCAACCUGAUACCUACACAAAGUGUACUCCAUCUACUAUUGUAUCUCCAACUGUUCCACCACGUUUUUCUCGAUAUUCAACUCGUCAGUCGUCAAAUCGUAACAACAGUGGUUCAAUCACAGUUAAAGUACGCAAUAGAAUCGGAGUGAAACGUACUAAACCGACUACUGAUGAUAAUAAUAUUAAUAACAAUCUAACUAUUACUAAAAAUAACGUUGAUAAAGGGAAGUUGAUUGGUAAUUCAGUUCCAUUAACUAACCGAUCAGUUGCAUCACCAUCAAUGAAAACAACAACUACAAUUAUCACAAGCGAUACUUCAGUACCAAUGACAAUGGAUCAUACAUCAGUACCAAUAAAACGUACAUCAUCAACAAUAAGAAAAUCUCUUGAUUUAGGUAAUAUAGUCCCAUUUGCUACCUCUGUUGAUAUCAAACACAAUAACUGUAAUAAUGCAAAAUGUAUUUAUGGUCAUCACAAUAGUAAUUUGACUAAUAUUCCUGUAUAUGACAAUGUUGUACAAAGUGAAUUAGAUCCAUUAAACAAUAUGAAUUAUUCUCCAAUGUCUACCAAUAAUCGAUAUAGUUUUAGUGAUGUUUUAAAUCCAGUUACACUGAAUUAUAUAGAUAAUUUUAAUGUCAAUAAUAAUAAUAAUAAUAAUAAUAAGAGUCAUGGUUCAAUAAAAACCCAGACAUAUAAUCUUAGACAAAGUGUCCGCCAAGAACAACAGCAACAACAAAGACAUCACUUAUGCAAACAAACAUCUUCCACCACUAGUGAUUAUUUCACUGAAACAAAUCAUAUUCAUUCAACUGUCGAUACUUCUUCCAGUCGUCAUUCUACAAAAUGUCCAGGAACAAAAACAAUCCGAUUACCUGUGACGACAUUGUACUCUCAAGAUCCUUUAUUCAUCCGAAAUAAUCAGUCAUCAGCAGCCACAACAAUCAAACCAUCAUCACCAACAGUUACAUAUUCAAUUAAUAAAACUGCCAGAGAACCAUAUUUUACUAGAUCUGUUCGUGCUCGAGCACUACAUACUUCCAUGACAGAUUUAUCUGAUCUGUUAAUUGGAUCACAGUUAUCUGAUUAUUCAAAUAAUAGUAGUAGUAGCAGUAGCAGUAUGACUUAUGAUUCUUUACCAUCAACUAGUCAAAAUUCCAAUACAUCAGUUAAUCUUUACACCAGUCCAUCACCAUCAUCAUUUUUUAGUGAACUGUCAGCGUCAAAUAACACUCAAACUCUUUUGUCAUUUGCUUCACUUCCAAUAAGAUUUCAUUUUCGUCAUCCGAAUGUAACAAAGAAUAAUGAUCAAAAUCAUAUUAAUUUCUCAAAGUAGAAAUUACUUUUCUACAAUAAGCCUGCCAGUGCUAAUCUUACAGUAUCAUAGAUGACGAUCAAUCGGAAUUGAAAUCCUUUUUUUUCUGUACACUAUGUGACUUAUUACUAUUAUAUUACUGUAUUCUAUUUAUUUCAACCCAUUUGUCUGUUUUUUUCCACACAAUAUAGUCAUCUCAUUCUUAAUUUAACUGAUUUUGUCAGUUUCAUAUUGAAGAAUUUUAUCUUCCAAUAUUGUUUUUAUGUUUAGCUUUGCCAUGUCCAUACUCGUAGAAGAUUAGUGAUUACUCAUUCAUCUGUUUAAAUUCAUAUGACAUUAAAAUUAUCGUUACUUUUGAUCAAAAUAACAACAACAAAAUAACAUUUCUCUUACUCAGUUUCACAUUCACAUGACUCUUCACUAAUGAUUAUAACCUCAUCAACUUUCUGGCUUCAUAUGACGUAUUUUGUAAUAGAUUUAAGAUUUAAUGUGGAUGAAGUUCAUUAUUUCCAAUCUAAACACACUGAUUAAUAUAAUUAAAACCUUUAUAAUUAUUCUCUAAUAUAAUACCAAUUGUAAUAAAUUAUGAGUGAAUUUUCAAUACUUUUAAAAAGUGAAGACAAAGUUCCUGAAAAUAAUUCCCGCUUAUAAAUAUGCUCUUUAUUUUAUACAAUUAGUGUAUUCAUGAGUUAUUUUGUCAUUGAAAAUAGCAAGCUGUAAUUACCAAAUAUUCAUCAGCAGAGAAUGUUGAAAAAAACUAUCGACUACUUUUCUUUAGGAAUUCUGAUUUUAAAUGCUUUUAUUAAAAUAGAACAUCAGGUAAUCAUACCAUAUGUUUAUAGCAUAGGAUACACAUGGUAAAAUAUGUCGUUUUUGUGUUAAAGUUAUUUGAAAUUUUGUAGCUUACAUAACAGACUGAUCUUAGUUAGACAACUAUUGGAAAUUAAGAAGCACUGAACAGCUAGUUGUUCAUUGUAUGGGACUAUAUGCCUAACUUUUUGGAAACCUAUACUAAGGCGAAACAUAUAUCCAGUUCGUUAACGAUAUCACUAAACCAUUAUUGAAUAGAUGAUUGUUAGUUGGUAUUAUUCAUACAUGGUGCACGUAAAAUUGGAUUAAUUUGUAAUACUCCAUGACUUCUUUCAUGUUUAUAAUUUUCUAUUUAGAGAUUUUCAUCGCAAUUGUUUUUAUUAGCCAUAGUUGUAUGUAAUAAUCUCAUUUGAACAAAAUGGGACUAUAAGACUUGAUAUUAAGUUUCGUGAUAAACUGGAAAAUCCCACCGAAUAUUUCUUCCUGUAUAGACCAUCAGUGCAAUAACUUUCAAACACUAGGUCUCAGUUUCGCGACCUGCCUUCCAUCUAAUUCUCUUUAGAUAUGAAGGGUGGUGUCGCUUAACCUCAUACCUAAAGUAUAUCUGAAAGCCAGGUUUAUAAAUGUGUACUUGUUAUGUUUAAUAUAUAACAUUCUAAGAAACCCCACAUAUGAUGUUUAGUCAUGUGCAUAUAUUGAUAGAAUCUUCGUUCUUUUGAGUUCAUGACACUAUUUAAAUAAACAUGUUAUAGUUGAAAAACACAACAUCACCAACAAUAUCCAUCCACCUGUACUAUAAGUCUUGUCCAUUGUAACACAACUCGUUUAUCAAGUGCAUUAUACCUAUGUACUUGGUUGCAAGUAUCAACUAUAUUUUCAAUAUUAAGAACUACAUCUAUACUACUACUAAUCAACUAAUUUAAAGUUAUCAUGAAGUGUAGAGUCCAAACAUGAAACAACCUAGUUAGUGAUUUAUUUUUUUAAAGCAUUUUAACUGCCACCUACUUCAUAAACAUCAUUUAGAUUAAUUCAGUGUAAUUAUCCUUGUUGUUAUAAUUAUAUUUUGUUUAUCUGCCUAUUACUUUUCAAUUCUAUGCGCAUAACUCUUGACAUGACAUGUUUAAAGUGUAUUGUUAUUAUCAUCACUUUCAAUCGCUUGAAGUUGAAUUCGUAGAAAAGACAUUAAACAAACAAAUGAAUAUUCCAUCAUUUAUGAUGUGAUGUUUUUUUACCAAUGAUAAUUUUGAUUACAUUUUUACAUCUACCUACCCAUGUGAUUGUAAUUAAACAAAUUUAAUGUGUAAUAUGUUACUAAUUUUAUUUAAUGUUGACAUCUCGUUAUUUGCCUUUUUUUCUCUUUACAACUAAUUAUAUUUUUUCUAGAUUAUAAAAUGUAAACGUAUCCGUGUGAGUUAGAAUGAGAAGCACACAUGUGCAUAUUGUAUGUGUGUGUUUUCGUAUGUUUAUAGUUAUCCAUACAUUUAUCCUAGUGUGUACACAUUAAAUACAGGAUCAGAAUAAUAAAAUAAAAAUGACCAGUUAGUAUCACAAAGUAUGUAAAGAUAUCAUACAGUUUUGAUUACAUAAUUUAAUAGUAUUUUGGUUACCAUAUAUACACCAUUUGUUGAUCGUUUGUGUAUCCAUGUCUGUAUAUAUUCGGCUGCAUAGAUUGCAUGGUCCUCGUACACACAUAAUUAUUCAUCUAUAUAUUCAUUGUUGUCCUCUUUAUUAUCACUGUCAUCAUAUUGACCUUGUUGAUCACUUACGUAAUCCACAGUCUAAAUAUCAACUGUAGUAGUUGUCACAUUUUAAUGUUGUGUAAACUGCAUUUUUUUAUCGUGUUACAUAAUGCCUAUCAAACGUUUUACCAAUGUCAAUUUUUUUAUUCUACAGCUUAUUUAUCAUAUCUAUAAAUACUUCGGAUUGAUAUACUUCCUGCACUCAUGGUGAUGUAAUAUAAUUGAGGAAUUUUUGAAUUACUACUUAAAAUACUGGAUAAAUAUAUAUCACUCAGUCAUUCAGCUACAACAUAGGACCAGGUACAUUUAUGCAUCAGUCCAAGUUUCCAUACCUCAUUGACACAACAAGAUGGACACCGGAUUCAUAAAAGUAGUUAAUUCAGAGGUGGUAAUAUAUAUAAAAGAAAGAUUGCAAUAAGGGUAUAGUACAUGAAGAAGGAAUUAGUUCGUAUAAAGAAAGAUAUGAAGCGAUUUCAAUCUCUUAGUUUAAGGGAAGAAAGAGAGUGUAUACACCGACACCAUUGUGAUCGGUUCUGAGCCUAUAUAUAUAUAUAUAUAUAUAU
This is a messenger RNA of Schistosoma bovis, 6628 nucleotides long. Lineage: Eukaryota; Metazoa; Platyhelminthes; Trematoda; Strigeidida; Schistosomatidae. The record is from the annotation of a GenBank genome assembly.